CGGGGGAAAAUGCCGACGGCCUAGGCCCGGCCGAGGCAGCCCGGAGCUUGGCAGCGGGGUGUUUUUGUGCGGGUGUCUGUGUGUCGGUGAGCGCAGCGUGGAGCUCGGUUGUACGUGCAUCUGUUGCGUUGUGCGUGCGUUUGCGGCCUUCUUAAAGCCUGUCCCCAGAGAGAAGGUACAACACACCAAAGCUGACAGGCAAAUGAAGUGGGGCUGAAAAAAUAUCUCUAGUUGCUGGUUAUAAGAGAAUUUGCAAUGGCAAUGCUCUGGAAAUUCAUGAGAGUAGCCAAGUAUUCUAAAACAGCAUUACCACCAAAAAUAAAAGUAAGAGGAAUUCCCACCCAUUCAAGGCAGUCUGUACCUUCAGAUUUUGCUGCCAGCGUACCCUGCUCAAAUGCUGUGGAACUGUUUGGUAAAUCUUACCCUCAGGAUGACUACAGCAAUGUCACAGAGAAGAUUCUUUCCAAAGUGGGGAAGAACUUGCAUAACAAAAAGCAUCACCCUUUGUGGCUAAUCAAGGAGCAGGUGAAGGACCACUUUUACAAGCAAUAUACAGGCCGCCGUGGGAAUCCACUCUUUUCUGUCUACGAUGGUCUUUCGCCAGUGGUUACAGUGCAGCAGAAUUUUGAUAAGUUACUCGUCCCACGGGACCAUGUCAGCAGAAGAAAGGAGGAUAACUAUUACUUGAAUCGUGGUCACAUGUUAAGAGCACACACAUCAGCUCACCAGUGGGACUUGAUACACUCCGGUCUGGAUGCCUUUCUGGCAGUGGGAGAUGUUUACCGCCGUGAUACAAUUGACAGCACCCACUACCCAGUCUUUCAUCAGAUGGAAGGAGUUCGGCUCUUCUCCUGUCACGAGUUAUUCUCCAAUAUUAAAGAUGGUGAAGGCUUCCAGUUGUUUGAGCAAGGGCAUCGCACUGCACACAAACAAGAAUGUCAUACCAUGGAGGCAGUGAGGCUGGUGGAGUUCAAUCUGAAACAAGUGCUCACAAAGCUCAUGACUCACAUCUUUGGUGAUGGACUGCAAGUCAGAUGGGUAGACUGCUACUUCCCAUUUACUCACCCUUCCUUCGAGAUGGAGAUCAACUUCCAAGGAGAAUGGCUGGAGGUCCUGGGCUGUGGCGUCAUGGAACAACAGCUGGUUAACUCAGCUGGUGCUCAGGAUAAAAUUGGCUGGGCUUUUGGCUUGGGCUUAGAGAGGCUGGCCAUGAUCCUGUAUGAUAUCCCUGACAUCCGACUGUUCUGGAGUGAAGAUGAACGCUUCUUGAAGCAAUUUAUUGUGCCUCAUAUUUCCCAAAAAAUAAAAUUCCAGCCACUCAGCAGAUACCCACCUUUGAUCAAUGACAUCUCCUUUUGGCUGCCUACUGAGACAUAUUCAAAGAAUGAUUUCUAUGACUUGGCCCGAAGUGUUGGUGGAGACCUGAUAGAAAAAGUUGUCCUACUGGAUGAAUAUACCCAUCCAAAGACAAAGAAGGUCAGCCAUUGCUACCGUAUCAUUUACCGUCACCCGGAGAGGACUUUAACACAGAAUGAGGUGCAUCGUAUCCAUCAAGCUAUUGAAGAAUCAGCAGUUCGAGAACUUGGGGUUGAGGGCAGGUUCUAGCAUUGCUGGUCUGAUGCCCUAAUGAAAGUUGUUUUCUCAUUUUUUUUCCCUUUUUUCUUGUUUUUUCUUUUUUUUUCUUUUUUCUUUUCUUUUUUUUUUUUGGAAUGUGGGAUACAAGUGAAGAGAAAUUCUGUGACUGAACCUAGCGUAUGAAACAAAUGAUAAGUGGGCGAUGGUGAAAUUACCAGAUAAUAAACAUUUCUAUUAAGAAAUAA
Molecule: messenger RNA, 1820 nt
Organism: Meleagris gallopavo (turkey)
Lineage: Eukaryota; Metazoa; Chordata; Aves; Galliformes; Phasianidae
Gene: FARS2
Product: phenylalanyl-tRNA synthetase 2, mitochondrial
Biological process (GO): phenylalanyl-tRNA aminoacylation
Cellular component (GO): mitochondrion; cytoplasm
Molecular function (GO): tRNA binding; ATP binding; phenylalanine-tRNA ligase activity
Source: RefSeq, a predicted model, not a curated record